AUAGCCAAUCUUUGAGGUGAACCGACUCAACUCGUCGUGUCAGUCAUAAUUAUUGAAGUGUUUGAAAAUUCCUUAAAACCUCAAACAAAAGUUGUUCGGAGUGAAAUAAAAAAUUGUAGAAUACCGAAUGGUUCCAUAUUAUCAUGAAACAUACUCUGGUACUUGUGCUCAGCUGGACAAUUAUUUCUUACACUUCUUGCGAUGAAAUCGACAGUCUCACCUUUCCGGAUGGUUUUCUUUUCGGCGUUGCAACUUCAUCUUAUCAAACUGAAGGAGCCUGGAACGAGAGCGACAAAGGAAUAAGCAUGUUUGACUCUUGGUCGCAUACCUGUCCAGACUGCAUAAGAGACAGAAGUCACGGAGAUAUUGCUUGCGAUUCUUACCAUAAAUACAAAGAAGACAUCACGUUGACCAAACAGUUUGGAUUCAACUAUUAUCGCUUCUCAAUCAGCUGGGCGAGAAUUCUCCCAGCUGGAUUCACACACUAUGUAAACGAAGAGGGUAUUCAGCACUACAAAGAUAUUAUCAAGUAUUUACGGAAAAACAGUAUCGAGCCUAUGGUCACCAUCUACCAUUACGACCAUCCGCAAAUACUUGAAGACAUGGGUGGAUGGACCAACGAGUUGAUGGUAGAAUGGUAUGCCGACUAUGCAAGAAUCAUUUUUCAGGAAUUUGGUCCGAUGGUCAAGAUUUUCACAACUGUAAAUGAACCACAAGAGAUGUGUGCAGGCUAUAAGAAUAACGGAACAGCCCCUGGUAAGCUGUUGCCGCACAAUAUCGGAUAUUACUUGUGCAUCCACAAUCUUCUGAAGGCCCAUGCUACGGCCUAUCAUAUAUACGAUGAGGAGUUCCGAGCAUCCCAAAACGGUAUAAUUAGCAUUAACAAUCCUUGCAGCGGGCAGGUUUUAGAUGACUCGAAUGACACGAUUGCUGCUGACACAGCAUUUCAAUUUUACUGUGGAAUGGUGGGACAUCCUAUCUACAUUGGUGAUUAUCCACCAAUUGUAAAAAAACGGGUAGCCCUGGUUAGCAAGUACCAAGGUUAUCACAAAUCUCGUCUCCCCAGGUUCUCUCCCGAAUGGAUAUCGUACAUAAAAGGAACAGCUGAUUACUUCGCUCUUAAUCAAUACACUUCCGAAAUAGUUCAUUCUGAUCCAGACGAAGCUCGUGGAAUAUACAAGAGCGACUCUGGCAUAAUAAAUAUGAGAAAAUCUACCUGGCACAAUUCAUCUAUUUAUUGGUUGAAGUCAGUGCCCGAGGGUUUUGGAAAUUUACUGCGGAAGAUCAAGGAUGAAUACAACAAUCCUAUAGUAUACGUAACAGAAAAUGGAUUUCCUGACCAUGGCGAACUGAACGACCUAGAUCGAAUAAACUACUUUCGUUCGUACUUGGAAGAAUUAAUUAUCGCUGUCAAACGUGACGAUUGUCGUAUUUUAAGUUACACGAUUUGGAGUCUCUUGGAUAAUUGGGAAUUCGGCUAUGGUUACACUACUCCGUUUGGGAUCGUCAAGGUCAACUUCAACAGUACCAGCAGGGAGAGAACACCCAAGUUAUCAGCGUACUGGUGGACAGAAGUUAUUCGAACUCAUCGCCUUCAAGAUGUUCCUAAAAUAAACGAUACAUUAGCGAAGAUUGAAAGUGUUUGGAAGAGUAAUCACAGAUAAUGACGACGUUCCAAAUGACAUUGAAAUCAUACACAUCCAUAUGCAGUAUCGAAGUUACAAAAUUACAAGAUCACUCGGAUCUUAUUUCUGUAAUUACUGGAUUUACAAUUACAAAAAGUCAGACAAAAUAUGCUUCACAGAGUUAAAGUUGGAAACUCAUUUAGUAUAAGCAUGAAUUGAUUAUUUUGGAUUGAUCAGAACAAAGAGUAACGUGUAAAAAUAAAACAAACACACCACAGUA
This is a messenger RNA of Neodiprion fabricii, 1905 nucleotides long. RefSeq names its product myrosinase 1-like. Gene Ontology annotation, molecular function: beta-glucosidase activity. The transcript has 8 exons. The record is from RefSeq and is a predicted model, not a curated record. NCBI's taxonomy places the organism in Eukaryota, Metazoa, Arthropoda, Insecta, Hymenoptera, Diprionidae. The coding region runs from base 144 to 1664 and encodes 506 amino acids. Gene Ontology annotation, biological process: carbohydrate metabolic process.